Messenger RNA from Lytechinus pictus (painted urchin), 5190 nucleotides. RefSeq lists its product as uncharacterized. The transcript is spliced from 2 exons. Gene Ontology annotation, molecular function: zinc ion binding; nucleic acid binding. NCBI's taxonomy places the organism in Eukaryota, Metazoa, Echinodermata, Echinoidea, Temnopleuroida, Toxopneustidae. The record is from RefSeq and is a predicted model, not a curated record. Bases 1046 to 2770 code for a protein of 574 amino acids.
GGAGAGAGUGUGGGGUGACUGUGUAUGUGAAUAAGUACAUGUAAUUUGUCUGUGGUGUGAGCGGGCACUAGUCACUAGCGUGAUUGAGGACAGAACCAGCUUCGAGGAUUAAUAAAAUAAAUAGGUAAAUUAAUAAAAGACAAGUUAGGCUUAGAGGUUAAUAUAAAUAUUUUUAGAGCUACAAUUAUUCUUUUUGGCAGUGAUAGUGCAAACUAUUAGCAACAACUAAACUAAUCUAAUUAAUAAUAAAAGCUAGACUUUUAUACCAUAAAUUGGGUUCGCAUUUGGACCUAAUUUUUUGGGAUAGUUUUUUGGAUAACUUUAGCAGGUUUUUGGUCAGGCUUAUCGCUGUGCCUAACCAUUGACUGUUAAAGGUAUAAUUUUGGACUCUUCACCGGUUGUUAGUUGCUAAAAAGAAAAUAAAACGAAUUUUAUACCAUAAAUUGGGUUUGCUUUUGGACCUAAUUUUUGGGGAUAGCUUUUUUGGAUAACUUUAGCAGGUUUUUUGGUCGGGCUAAUUACUGUGCCUAACCAUUAACUGUUAAAGGUAUAUUUUUGGACUUAUACCGGUUUUAUAAUUUUAGUUGCUAAAAAUAAAAGAAUUGUUAUAAAAUAAAUUGGGUCUGCAUUUGGACCUAAUUUUUUGGGAUAGCUUUUUUGGAUAACUUUAGCAGGUUUUUGGUCGGGCUUAUCACUGUGCCUAACCAUUGACUGUUAAAGGUAUAAUUUUGGACUCUUUACCGGUUUUUAUAAUUUUAGUUGCUAAAAAAAAAAAUAAAAGAAUUUAUUGGGACCACUUUCAGAUAAAUUUAAGUAGGUUUUUGGUCGGGCUUAUUAUUGUGCCUAACCAUAAACUGAUUGGGGUAUACAUUUGGACCUUUUUGUAAUUUAGUUGCCAAAAGGAAAUAAAAGAAAGAAUUUAAUAAGAUAGGUUGAGACCUAGUUUUAGAAUAGCUUUUGGAUAAUUUCAACAGGGGUUUGGUUGGGCUCAGUAUUGGGCCUAACUGAACCUUGCUAGGAUAACACCAAUUAGGGUAAGCACAACAUGGACGGGGAAGAGAAAAUCCCCAUUAAUGUGUGCUCCUUUGAGGAGUUUAGGUUGCUAGGGCUAAGUCCAGCUCUAGCAGGGAUAAUCCAGGGGAUUAGACUUGAUCAUGGGGAGAUAACCCCCGAGCUUUUCGAAAGCAGCCCAGCGCUAUGCAGCAAUAGGGAGCUAGCACAAAGAGUAGACUUUUCGGGGGGCACCCAGGGGGUAGAGGGCAGUAUUUUUAUUACCCCUAGGGGGCGCCUCACUGCGGGCACCCGUAGCGAGUCUGACCUGAAUGGGGUGGCAGGUUCCAGGGGUGUUUACCCCUAUGACCAACACCAGCCCCCUAGGUCAAGUCAAAGUAACCAGUCUAGUGGGUCCUGGGGCACCAGCUCAUCUCACUUCCGGGAGGAGCGGGGGCAUGAGCCCCCAAGCACCAGAGGGGGAGAUAUGGGGAGUGGUGUAGAGCCUAGGUUUAGGCUCAGGAAUCUAGUUGGCGAGGAGGCUAAUGGUGCCUCUGUCAAUAGACUUAUGCAGGCGAGUGGCGAUUCAAGCAAAUGGUCUGGGGGCGAUGACCCCACCACCAAGCAAGCGGUAGCCAUGAGGUCCAAGGUAGGUGAAGGAAGGGGCUCCUUGGCCCCACCCCCUACCCCAGAUUUCAGCGCAAGGAAUGUGCGGGCGGGUAUGACACGCCCAGCCCAGUACAGUUCGUCUUCGCCGCCUAGUAGCCCGGCUGCGUCACCUGCGAACUCUAGUGCUUCCUCGGGAAGGGGGACUGGCGGUGGGUUACCAUAUUACACGCUGCCAAAGUCCCUCACUUUCGACGGCAAGGGUAACUGGAGGGCUUUCUUUAGGAAGUUCUCCCCCUUUGCUGAUCACCAUAAUUGGAAUGCCACAGAGCGCGUUAGCCAGCUAUACUGGGGCCUGAAAGGGAAGGCAGAAGAUUAUCUGUUAAUGGUCCUAGACCAAGAGCCCAAUAUGCCAUAUUCAGGUCUAGUGGCCCGGCUGCAGCACAGGUUCGGGGAGGAAGGGCUCUCUGAAUCUGCUCAGCUGGAGUUUGUGGCAGCAAAGCAGGGACCCACUGAAUCCCUGCCAGACUGGGCCGACCGGGUGCUCCGGCUAGCGACGCGUGCUUUCCCAGGGGUCGAUGGCCCUUACCCGAAUAGACAGGCGGUCCUUCGCUUGUGCCAGGGCGCCCUCAACCGAGAGGCGGGGUGCCAUGCGCUUACGCGUAAUCCGUCAACUGUUAAUGAGGCACUUAAGUAUAUUGAGUGGCACCAACACGUGCACCGCGCAAUGUACGGGCGUCCCAAGGCAGUGUCUAAGGCUAAUGAAGGGGAGGUCCGUAAAGUGGAACUGCCCCAAUCCUCUUGUAAGGCUGAAGGGGAGGCGAACAAUGCAGCCCUUGAUCGAAGGUUGGUGAACCUAGAACGCAAGACCGAUGAACGCUUGGGCCACAUCGAGCGGGAUCUGCAGCGUCUGGGUGGUUUGGAACGGGACCUCAAGAAGGUCCUGGAGGCUAUCCAGACUAGGCCCCAACCAGCGCGUGAACGCGGGAGGUCACCUGGUCGGGACCGGUGCUAUGAGUGCGGCGGGAUUGGCUACUACAGGAACAAUUGUCCUUCGGUCCAGGAAAACAGGGCCAAGGUACAAGUUUCCUUUGUAGGGGACCAGGAGGAGGAAAACUCCAGCGGGUCGGAGGAGCUGGCCAGCCCCCGGCCCCCACCGCCAGAGGCCAAAUAGAGGGUUCCAAGCUAGCAAGCAGCUCAGAGGGGCCAUCUGUAGGCUCAUCUGAAGGAAUAACAGAGGGCGUGUCAGAGCGCCUGAUAGUCCCAGGGAAUAAUGUAACCGGAAUAGCUACUUAUGUAGAGGCUGCGGCGAGGGAUCCAGUUCCCUCGAACACCCGAAUAUCAGACCUGGGUGAAGCCAUUCUGGAAUCAGUUCCAGAUGCUCUCCCUGGGCUUGGGUGUGCAAGCGAGAUUGAAGAGGUAGUGGUGUGUAGGUUGGAGUCGCGCUCUACUCUCAAGGUCUCAGUUGUUAUAGGGGGGCAGCCAGUAAGCGCAGUUGUAGAUACCGCAGCCGAGGUGUCCAUCAUCUCGGAUAGGCUCCUGCAGUCACUGGACCCCAAGCCCCCUAAACUGAGAGAAGUGAUCCUACAUGCAGCGGGACGGGAUAUGAAGAUGAGAGGGACAAUUGUCGGUCCCCUUUCAAUAGAGCUUGGGAACCAGACGUUCUCGGAGGAAGUAUAUGUAGCCCCUAUAGCUGAUCAUAUGCUCCUGGGAUUAGAUUUCCUCAGCAAGCGCAAGGCUGCGAUUCACCUCCUAGAUCCGCAUAUGCAGUUGGGAGGUCAGAGGAUUCCACUUUGGUAUAGUGAUGACCCUGGGCGGCAGAUUGCCCGGGUUCAUUUGCACAAGCGGGUAAUUGUUCCUCCGAAUGCAGUCAAGCGGAUCACCGGCAUUAUAGACCAACGUUUAGAGGAUUUCAUGUUUAACCCUUAGGAUGGUUUACUGCUCCUAGUUCCCGGUUCGGUUUACAGGGCUGGGAAAACAGAACCCAUCUGAUAGGCACCUUAAGGUAACCUGCUCUGAGGUGCUGGGGGAAACUAAAAAAAAAAUUGAAGGGAAGGGAGAUGGGAUCGCUCCCUGUUGAAAAAUGGGUUCACCUGGAUCGCGGUUCCUCUACCGAAUUACAGGCAAGCAGCCGUACUAUUGGGGCUAAUGGUUCAGCUUGUAGGUGGAGCCAGUCCAGUACAAGUCGGUCAGGGUGAGGCCAGUGGGCGUUACCGAUGGGCAGCUGCCCAUCGACCCGUUACGGGUGGAACAGGAGAAGGUUCCUACCCUGGGUUCACUAGCGAGGUGGGAGAGCUUGUCACCUCAGCCUGGCGGAUAAGGUUUCUCACCCUCAUGGAGCGAGCUAGGAUUAACCAUCUGGCACUCUAUGGGGUGUAGUGAGGAAAAAAGGGACUGGAGGAGAUCUGUCCUCCAUUUGUCACGAAGGGAUUUCGAUUCCCUUUGCAUUUUUGGGUUAGCUUAGCGCGUUUAGGACCCUAUAUGUUUUUCUGUACGGGAGGGACCAGCCGAGUCGCCUCCUCUUUGUGUCUGUUGUGUUCGUUGUUUUCGUCUAUCUUUUUUGUAUAUUUAGGCCAUGUAGGAAAUGCUUCAUGGUCCGCUUUGGAGGGGAGUGUUUUAAAUGGCCCUUUUUCGCAUAAUGGCAGCGCUGACGCCCCCUUCCUGCACCUGGGGGACCUAGGUUGGGUACUGGUGCUCCAGUCUCUCAACCGAACGGGAAUGCUAUGUGUUGCACAGCCCGGGUAAGAUGGUGCCUCGACAGGGGAGGGCCAGCGGCAGCCCACUGCUAUGGGAAAGUGGAGCUUUCUGGGAAGGGGGGACCCUCCUGGGAUAUGGGUUUUUGUAUGGGUUUUAUAUUUUUAUAUAUAUAUACCAUUGUUCUAUAUGUUUUGUAUGGGUUUUUUAAAGAACCUCAAAACUCUAGGUUUUUAGGUGUUAUUACGGGUUUUUACCGUUUUCAUGUUACGGGUUUUUAAAGUUUAAAGUGUUGAACAAGUUUUUAGCACAGUUGUGCCAAGUGUUUUGGAUAGUUUUGGAGUUUUUAUUUAUAAAAGAACGGAAUAUGUUUAUGGCUAAUUACGGGUAGCAAAUUAUAAUUAAUUUUGGGAAUGCAGACUUGGGACAGAACAAUGCUGCAUAAGUACUUUUUGCCAAAUUUUAAGGAGCAUUGUGUACAUAAAAGACCAAAGGGAAUUUUUAAAAGGGCUUGUAUUUACUCAUGCCCAGCCGGGAGAUAAGGUCUCCUGGUUGGGGUGCCUAUAGGGAGUGGAGAAUUUUUUCCUCCCUCUGCCUGGUGUCUGGUUUGGAUAGCGUCCAUUUGGGUUGGAAACUCGAGGGACCGAGUUUUAUAGAACGGGGGGGACUGUUGUAGUAAGUCACCCCACCCCCCAUAUAGGUCUUCCACCGGGAGAUGGCGCUGGACCCCUUUUAGACGCUGGAGGACGUUGGAUCCCUUGGCUCAUUGUAUUUGAAGCUGAACUCACACGGAAUAGACAGGAACUAAGGACCUCACUCCAGAAAACUACUGGUAGGUGACUUAUUCCUUAUAUUCUUAGCUUCAGGUAUCAACCUAGUGGUCAAGCUGGGGGCGCGACC